AUUGAAGGUUGAUUUUUGGACAGACAUAACCUUCCUCAUCAACGCAAUGGCUACCAAUGUGCCUGCACUGGCCGCAAGGCACUUCAAUCUUGGUGGGAAAGAGGUUUACCUGCCUAAUUUUACCCUCACUCUCCUCCGCACGCCCUUUCUGCCACCCAAUUAUGCCAGCUUCAUCGUACCAUUGAAUCUGAACAAGCUCGACAUUCGCGACUAUCUUUUCCAUGCCUAUGGCGUCAAGGUGGUCAGCGUCCGAUCAUACGUCCAACAGCAACGAGUGCGACAGGACAAGCCGGGCUCCAGAAUGCCUGCGCCUAGACGGUGGUACAGGCCGCGUUCAAUCAAGAAGAUGACGGUAGAAAUGGAUAAGCCUUUUGUUUGGCCCGAGGAACCUGAGGACUUUUCGUCUUGGGAGAAGGAACGUUACGAUGCCGCUGCGAAAUCUCAGGAAAAAGAGCAGGAGAAGUACCGACCAGACUAUGCUGCGAAGCCGACUGCUGAGAGAAAGUCAAUCGCCGAGCAGGCGCAAGCGUUGCUAUCAGGCAAGGAGCAAUGGCGGCCACAAUGGGUGGACAGCGGUGCACCGGUAGAAGUCGAACAGGAUCUGCCUAUGUCGCGCGAUUCGCGACCCUAAGGAAGGGGAGGUUUGUCUUUAAAAUACCCAAUGGUCAAAAGAUAUUGAGAGAAGUGGGUUGUAUAAACGCGGCCGUGCACAGAGCGGUAUUGUAUAUUAUAUAUACUGGGGUUUCAUUUCGAUGGCGCAGGAUCAGCUUUUCAUCAAAUACGGCAUUGGGCAUGAUAGAAAUUUUAUUCAAAGACUUUAAUCAACAGUCCUAUUGAUGCUGAUUAUGUGGUUUGUUUGGUGAAGAAUUGAUGUUCCUCAAAGCCAGCCGCGUUAUGUCUCACUGGGC
Xylona heveae TC161 is the source of this 908-nucleotide messenger RNA. RefSeq lists its product as hypothetical. Gene Ontology annotation, molecular function: structural constituent of ribosome. NCBI's taxonomy places the organism in Eukaryota, Fungi, Ascomycota, Xylonomycetes, Xylonales, Xylonaceae. Gene Ontology annotation, biological process: mitochondrial translation. Gene Ontology annotation, cellular component: ribosome; mitochondrial large ribosomal subunit. Bases 47 to 631 code for a protein of 194 amino acids. The record is from RefSeq and is a predicted model, not a curated record. The transcript is spliced from 3 exons.